GAAGCUGAACAAGCUAACAAACAAACAAAUAUAAAAGAAUAUUGUGCAUUAAAGAAAGUACAAACUGAGAACAAUUUAAAAAGAAGUUGAAUUAAAGUAAAAGUAAAGUAAAGUAAAGUGAAAGUGUUCAAACACUCAAAUUGAAGAUACAAUCAGUUAGUCAAAGCAGAAGAAGUAACUCACAGAUACAAAAUGCCUGCUAUUGGUAUUGACUUGGGCACCACGUACUCGUGCGUCGGUGUGUUCCAGCACGGCAAGGUGGAGAUCAUAGCCAACGACCAGGGUAACAGAACGACGCCCAGCUAUGUGGCAUUCACAGACUCGGAGAGGUUGAUCGGAGACGCGGCCAAGAACCAAGUGGCCAUGAAUCCAAAGAACAGUCUGUUCGAUGCGAAACGUUUGAUUGGACGCAAGUUCGAUGACUCGAAGAUUCAGGAGGAUAUGAAGCACUGGCCAUUCCAAGUGGUCAACGACUGUGGCAAGCCAAAGAUGAGCGUUGAGUUCAAGGGGGAGCAGAAGCGAUUUGCCCCUGAGGAGAUCAGCUCAAUGGUGCUCACCAAGAUGAAGGAGACAGCUGAGGCGUAUCUGGGCAGCUCGAUCAAAGACGCGGUGAUCACAGUGCCAGCGUAUUUCAACGAUUCGCAGCGGCAGGCUACGAAAGAUGCUGGUGCCAUUGCUGGGUUGAAUGUGCUGCGCAUUAUAAAUGAACCGACAGCGGCAGCUCUGGCCUAUGGGCUGGACAAGAAUCUGAAGGGUGAACGCAAUGUGCUGAUAUUCGAUUUGGGCGGCGGCACUUUCGAUGUGUCAAUCCUGACCAUUGACGAAGGCUCGCUGUUCGAGGUGCGGGCAACGGCUGGAGAUACACAUCUGGGAGGCGAGGACUUCGACAACAGACUCGUUAACCAUUUGGCGGAGGAGUUUAAGCGGAAAUUCAAGAAGGAUUUGCGCUCAAAUCCACGAGCCCUGCGUCGCUUGCGGACGGCAGCGGAGCGAGCGAAGCGCACGUUGUCUUCAAGCAGUGAGGCAUCCAUUGAGAUUGAUGCUCUCUUUGAGGGUCAUGACUUCUACACAAAGAUUAGUCGGGCACGGUUCGAGGAGCUCUGCGGCGACCUGUUCCGCAACACACUGCAGCCGGUGGAGAAGGCCCUGAAUGAUGCAAAGAUGGACAAGAACCAGAUUCACGACAUCGUUUUGGUUGGCGGCUCAACUCGUAUUCCCAAAGUGCAGAGCCUGCUGCAGAACUUCUUCUGCGGCAAGAGCCUUAACCUGUCCAUCAACCCAGACGAAGCGGUGGCCUAUGGUGCCGCCAUUCAGGCUGCAAUUCUAUCUGGAGACGAGAGCAGCCAGAUUAAAGACGUUCUGCUUGUGGACGUGGCGCCACUGUCCCUGGGCAUAGAGACAGCUGGUGGUGUGAUGACAAAACUCAUUGAGCGCAACAGCCGGAUACCUUGCAAGCAGUCGAAGACCUUCACCACAUACGCGGACAACCAGCCCGCUGUGAGCAUCCAGGUGUUUGAGGGAGAGCGUGCCCUGACCAAGGAUAACAACGUGCUGGGCAACUUCGACCUUACGGGCAUUCCACCAGCGCCUCGCGGUGUUCCAAAAGUGGAAGUCACCUUCGACUUGGAUGCCAACGGCAUUCUCAAUGUGAGUGCCAAGGAGAUGGGCACAGGCAAUGUGAAGAAUAUAACCAUUAAGAACGACAAGGGUCGCCUAUCGCAAGCCGACAUUGAUCGCAUGCUGAGCGAAGCCGAGAAGUACGCCGAGGAGGACGAGAAGCACCGCCAGAGAAUCGCCGCCCGCAACCAGCUGGAAAGCUAUGUCUUUGGUGUGAAGGAGGCUGCCGAACAGGCAACUGGACAGACAGACAGAAUAUCUGCGGAAGACAAGAGCAGUGUGCUCGAGAAGUGCAGCGAGACCAUCAAGUGGCUCGAUGGCAACACCACAGCCGACAAGGAGGAGUUCGAGUACAAACUGCAGGAGCUCACCAAGUUCUGCACUCCCAUCAUGACCAAGAUGCACCAGCAGGGAGCUGCUGGAGCUGGAGCUGGAGCUAAUCCUCAGGCGUCCAGCUGUGGUCAACAGGCUGGAGGCUUCGGCAGUAGCGGAUACAAAGGUCCCACUGUUGAGGAGGUGGAUUAAGAACAGUAUUAGUUUCUAGUGAUAAUCAAUUUAAAUUA
Molecule: messenger RNA, 2180 nt
Organism: Drosophila albomicans
Lineage: Eukaryota; Metazoa; Arthropoda; Insecta; Diptera; Drosophilidae
Product: heat shock protein 68-like
Exons: 1
Coding region: 193-2142 (649 amino acids)
Biological process (GO): cellular response to unfolded protein; protein refolding
Cellular component (GO): cytoplasm
Molecular function (GO): misfolded protein binding; heat shock protein binding; ATP hydrolysis activity
Source: RefSeq, a predicted model, not a curated record